GGGAAAUACAUCGAUCUUUCUUUGAAUGACAUAUUGAGAGAUGUCAGGUCCAGAGUUGCAAGACUUGUGUAGAUUAUGUGGGGUUUUGAGGCGUUCGGAAUCACAUCGAAAUCCUACACGGAAGGAGGAUGUUUCGAAAAUUAUUCGAGCUGGCCUGAACAUCAACGUAGAAGAAGAUGUCACUGGGAUUCAUCCACCCUACAUUUGCCGACCGUGCGAGAUGAAGUUGCGGAGAUGGUGGGAUGCAACAAAGAAAAAGAAGAAGGCCUCCCUCAACAUCAAAGUUUCUAAUUUUCCAAGGGGUGAAGGGAUCUCUUCACAAUCGACCACGGCCACGUUGGCGAAAGUUGAAUGGGAGGAAGCAGCUCGAAGUGCAGGCCUCAACACAUGGUUGACAGAUAGUCGUCUUCAAGUCAUGAAGAUGGAUGGUGAGGGUAUGCCCUCUGUGUUUUUUACAGUAUUUGAUGACUGUACGUGGCGUUUGAUUGUAGCCGGUAUUGUUGCACAAGGGGACCUUCCCGUCUGUUGUGGACACCCAAGGGUUCUGAGUGUGGAAGAUUUCCAGGAUAUGCUGCGGAAGUUGUCUUCACUAUUUGUUUGUGAGGGAAACAAAGAUCUUCAUGGCGUUGUGGAGGCAAGGAAGGGGGCAGAAGGUCAGAUGCCAAUCAGGAUUACAGCCAAUGACAUCUACUGUCAGGGGACAGUUAGACACAUCAAAUGUCUCCUUCUUAGUAAUAGGCCCCGGUGUGAUGUGUGCAGGAUUCAUCGGAGUGACUUGAUGGUCCUUGCAAGUCGGGAGAAAGGAAAGUUGUUCAAGGAUGUGUCCGUCGAUUCCACAAUUCCAAACAAGAACUUGACAAAUCAACAGCUUCAACAGAAAGUGUCCCUUCUGCAGACCGAAAGGAGAAACCUGAAACGACGAAGUCUAGCCUUGAAGGACAAAGUAGCCUCCCUGCUGGAAAAGGAGAAUGUGGCGCGACAGUAG
Messenger RNA from Patiria miniata (bat star), 985 nucleotides. RefSeq lists its product as uncharacterized. The coding region runs from base 41 to 985 and encodes 314 amino acids. The transcript is spliced from 3 exons. The record is from RefSeq and is a predicted model, not a curated record. Lineage: Eukaryota; Metazoa; Echinodermata; Asteroidea; Valvatida; Asterinidae.